AUGGAUUUAACGGAAGGAGUUGGGGAGAGCUCUUCACCGCCGAGAAGCUUUGGUAGUUUUAGCAACUACGAUGUGCGAAACGACGUGUAUAAUCGCUUCAUGGAGAGUGGUCACGAAGAAGCUGUUUCUAAUCCUGAGUUGUUUCGCGAACUCCUCGACUCUCACUUCAAUCGCUUGCCUGCUAGUUAUGGACUGGAUGUUAACAUGGAUAAAGUGGAAGACGUUUUGAUACAUCGAAAACUACUUGCGAUGGCAAAGGAUCCAGAGAGACGUCCUGUUUACCAUAUCCGUUUUUUAGAGAACCUUAGCAUUAAAACAGAGAGCAAUGGCGACCAACAGUUUAUUAGUGUGACUUCCUUCCCGAGGCCAGCGUGUGAUAUAGAUGAUGGAGGAGUUGUGGUAUCACAAAAGAGGGAUUGCACGAUUGACUUUGAACCUUGCUCUAAGCUCGGGGAUCUGAAUUUGGAUGCUAGAAAGAGUUCCAAGGACAUGGAGGAGAGGUAUCAUCCAGAGGAUGUUUCCAGAAGGCAAGAAGUUUCACAUGUCCCGAUUCAUGAAGUAAUAUUUUCUACUGUAGACAAGCCCAAGCUUCUUAGUCAGCUUUCUGCUUUGCUUUCAGAUAUAGGGCUUAACAUCCGUGAAGCUCAUGUCUUUUCAACUGCUGAUGGCUACUCUCUGGAUGUAUUUGUGGUGGAUGGAUGGCCUAUUGAGGAUACAGAUGGUUUGUAUAAGGCUAUGGAAGAAGCAGUUGCUAGAAGUGAGUGGAAGAAACCCGUGCAUACUGUGGAAGAGAAUUUAUCUGUAUCUGCUGGGGUAGUUCCAAGUCAUGCUGCUUCAGUUGUGGUUAUCAGUUAUGUCUUCUGGAUGAAAAGAAGACUGGGUAUUUUAGGGAAGAGGUUGUAUUUUGGGUCAUGGUCUGGUUCUUCACAUUCCCAUUCAUCUGUAGAUAAACCAUUAGCAGCUCAAGCAAAACCUGGAGAUUGGGAAAUAGAUAGAAAGUUAUUGAAGAUAGGAGAAAGGAUUGCAUCUGGAUCUUGUGGAGAUUUGUAUCGUGGAGUUUACUUUGGUCAAGAUGUUGCCAUUAAAAUUCUUAGAUCUGAGCAAUUAAAUGGUACUCAAGAAGAAGAGUUUGCUCAAGAAGUAGCAAUUCUAAGGGAAGUCCAACAUAGAAAUGUUGUUCGUUUUAUUGGUGCAUGCACACAAUCUCCGCAUUUGUGCAUAGUGACAGAGUUUAUGCGUGGAGGAAGUCUCUAUGAUUACUUGCAUAAGAAUCAUAAUGUAUUGGAGCUCCCUCAAUUGCUGAAGUUUGCGACUGAUGUUUGCAAAGGAAUGGAGUAUUUGCAUCAAAACAAUAUCAUUCAUAGGGAUUUGAAGACAGCAAAUUUGCUCAUGGAUACUCAAAAUGUUGUUAAGGUGGCAGAUUUUGGGGUUGCUCGGUUCCAGAAUCAAGGGGGAGUCAUGACAGCAGAGACUGGAACCUACAGAUGGAUGGCACCUGAGGUAAUAAACCAUCAGCCAUAUGAUCAGAAAGCAGAUAUAUUCAGCUUUGCUAUUGUAUUGUGGGAGCUAGUGACUGCAAAGGUUCCAUAUGAUAGCAUGACUCCGCUACAAGCUGCUCUGGGAGUGAGACAGGGCCUGCGUCCUGAUCUCCCUCACAAUGCACAUCCAAAACUAUUAGAAUUGAUGCAAAGAUGCUGGGAGACAGUUCCUGACAAGCGGCCAUCCUUCUCUGAGAUAACAGUUGAACUCGAAACCCUUCUGCAAGAAAGUCAGGAGACCAUCCAAGUUGAGUUGUGGCUAAGAGGGAAUAUAUCCAAGCGACAAGAGGAGCCACUCGUUCUUUCUGACGCAUUGAAUAGUGGACCGACAGUACCAUCGAUAGUGAUGUUCCCUACUAAAUGCACAACUUGGUCCAUUCAAUGA
Dovyalis caffra is the source of this 1923-nucleotide messenger RNA. The record is from the annotation of a GenBank genome assembly. NCBI's taxonomy places the organism in Eukaryota, Viridiplantae, Streptophyta, Magnoliopsida, Malpighiales, Salicaceae.